CGAGGGAGGGAUGGUGUGCAGUGAGGAAGGAGCACGCGAACCAUACCGCCGCGUGAGCAUGGUAAGAUGCCGAUCCACAAUGUCCUCCUUUACGUCCUUUUGGCGUCUGCGCUGACAGCAUUCAGCCAUCCUCACUCCAUAUGCAAAGUGAAUCAAUGGAGGGCUUUGUGUAACAGCAACCAACUCUCUUCUAUUCCCACUGAUUUACCACAACAAAUAGAAGAGCUCUUUUUGGAUUACAACCCUCUCAUAAAAUUACAGAAUGGCUAUUUUUCAAGAUAUCCUUUUAUUCGAAUCUUGAGCUGUGCAAACUGUCAUUUAAGGACAGUAGAGGACCAGGCUUUCUCAAGUUCACCUCUAUUAGAGAGCCUCAAUUUAGCCAACAAUGAGCUUCAACAUGGAUACAAGCAGUUUGCUCAGUCUCUGAGCUCUUUAACCGGGCUAAGAACUCUGGAUCUUUCUGGCAAUGGGCUUACAGAGGACAUGGCUGCUAAAAUUCUACAAAACAUCACAUCUCUUGAAACCCUGAAUUUGUCCAAGAACGUUCUUCUAAGAUUGGACGAGUCAACAUUUAGAGACCUUCAUCAGCUCAAGGAACUGAAUGUUGAAAGGAAUGUUUUGUUUGAGAUUGAUGCUGCAUUUGAUCACCUAACAAAGCUCAGAUGGCUAAACUUGGCAUUUAACUCUCUGUCCUGCCUCAUACAAUUUGAAUUGACUCAAUUAUUGGUGCUAAAUGCCAGUCACAACCAAAUUGAAUGGUUUAUAAGCAAUCAGGACCUUACAGAACCCUUUGAGCUGGAGACACUGGACCUGUCUGACAACCAGCUUCUGUAUUUUCCUUUCCUUCCUAUGCACAGUCAUAUUAAAACACUGUUAUUAUCCAAUAACUACAUAAGCUUUUAUGGCCAUCUUUCUCAAAUCAUUUCUUUAAACUGGACAACUAGUGUUGAGUUUUACAAUUUGGGUAAAAACGUCACCAAUAUUACAGCAGAACUCUGGAAUGAUGACCUACAUGGAGAUAUAUCUUCAGUGGAAAUGCUGGAUCUUAGUGUUAACCAGGUAAGAUACUUCCCUGAGAGAUUUCUUCAGAAAAUGCCUCACCUCUACUGGCUGAAGAUAAAGAGCAACUGUUUGGAGUCACUGAAUUUAACAGGAGAAGAUUUGCCUGUCACCCUAUAUGAGCUGGAUGUGAGCAAUAACAGACUAACAGAACUGCAAGCACAACCAAGCUCAGUCAGUGAGCUAAAUAACCUUACUUAUUUGAACCUGAGUUUAAACAACAUACAAAAACUUCCCCCUAGAGUGUUCACUACACUUCCCAGUCUCAGCAUUGUGGAUCUCAGUUACAACACAGUGGGAUUAUGCCAUCCAGGAGAGCUUGGCAGUUCUAACUCUACAGUCUGUGCUGUUUGGACAAAUCUUUCCAAUUUAAAACAACUUCAUAUUGCUGGAUGUAGUAUAAAUAGUCUUCCUCCUUUGGUUUUUGAUGGUACACCACUUACACAUCUUGAUCUAUCUAACAACCAAGACCUUCUCAUUACACAAGACUGUUUGCUGGCUCUCAGUGGAACUUUGCAGCACCUGAGUCUGAGCAACACUGGCUUGCAAAGUUUUGACUUUUCCUCAUAUCAACAUUUAACAUUUUUAAACAUUUCCAGAAACUCAAUUUUGGAGAUUCCUAAAUCUUUAAGCACAUUUAAUUUGAAGCUACUGGACUUGAGCUACAACAUGCUGUCAACUGUCGAACCUGAACAUGCAAAUAUGCUAGCUAAGAAAGUGCAAACAGUUUAUCUGAAUGGAAAUUCUUUCAACUGCUGCCAGUUAGACUGGUACAGAACAUUUAAGGAGUCUAAGACACUUCACGUGGCUGACCUCUCAGAGAUUACAUGUAUCGACCGACACCAGCGGAGACUACAAGCUGGGCUUUCUGACUUUACACUUUGUGAUGGCAGAAGCACUGAGGAAUCAAUUUUCUGGUACAUUCUGCUAUUUUUAUCUGUUAGCGUAUCACUGGUGGGUAUUUCUGUCAUUUAUUUUCUUACAUUCAAACCAAAACUGCUGCCCCGCGUGAUUAAAAAGAAAUGUUGGAGGCAGACAACAUACUAAAAAAAACACCCCACACACACAACCAUUAUAAAAAUCAUCAAAUAAAGCAGAUACUAAAAUAUUGAUGUUGUUUAUGGUGUGAAGACACAAAAAAAGUCAUCCUAACUAUUUGUAAUCAAGUUCCUUGUUUACUGUACAGGAUAUGAAGGCACAUGAUUGUCAGUUUUAAACUGAUAUGAACUGUGAACAAAAUUUGUUUUUGUGUAAAUACUUUAUACAGACACUGUCAGGUUUAGUUUGGUACACAUCAUGUAUAACGUCUAUAAAAGGUCACAUGUUG
Molecule: messenger RNA, 2386 nt
Organism: Trichomycterus rosablanca
Lineage: Eukaryota; Metazoa; Chordata; Actinopteri; Siluriformes; Trichomycteridae
Gene: nrros
Product: negative regulator of reactive oxygen species
Exons: 3
Coding region: 67-2106 (679 amino acids)
Cellular component (GO): extracellular matrix
Molecular function (GO): protein binding
Source: RefSeq, a predicted model, not a curated record